GGAGUGUUUCCCGCCUCUCCUGAAGCAGGAAGGCGGAGCCAGCGUGCGCCGGAGCCCCGCUGCGGAAGGCCGAGCUGCAGACCAAGCAGCGUGAAGAGCGUCCUGUUGCAUUUCGGUCACCGGCAACCGGCGGCAUGUCUCACGAGUCUCCGCUCUCCAAGCCCUCCAGCCCGAGCAACCCCCAGCUCUUUCUCGAUGUGGACAUUGGGGGCGAACGAGCUGGCCGAAUCGUGUUAGAAUUGUUUGCAGAUGUUGUGCCCAAAACUGCUGAAAACUUUCGUGCAUUGUGUACUGGAGAAAAAGGUAUUGGGCCUGCAACUGGAAAGCCUCUUCAUUAUAAAGGAUGCCCCUUCCAUAGAAUUAUUAAGAAAUUUAUGAUCCAGGGUGGAGAUUUCUCACAUAAAAAUGGAACAGGUGGAGAAAGCAUAUAUGGAGAAAAAUUUGAAGAUGAAAACUUUCAUUACAAGCAUGAUCAGCCAGCCUUGCUCAGCAUGGCAAAUUCAGGAUGCAAUACAAAUGGCUCCCAGUUCUUUAUCACAACUGUGCCAACUCCUCAUCUUGAUGGGAAGCAUGUGGUCUUCGGCCAGGUGAUCAAAGGCAUGGGUGUUGUAAAGCUGCUAGAAAAUGUUGAAGUAAAGGGGGAAGAACCUGCUAAGUUGUGCAUUAUUGCAGAGUGUGGUGAACUGAAGGAAGGAGAUAACUGGAGAAUCUCACCUGCUGAUGGUUCUGGUGAUACUCACACAGAUUUUCCUGAAGAUUCUGAUGUGGAUUUGAAGGAUAUUCCCACGAUUGUGUCUGUAGCUGAAGAUGUAAAAAAUAUAGGCAACACUUUCUUCAAAUCCCAAAACUGGGCUAUGGCAAUUAAGAAAUACAGGAAGUCUUUAAGGUACAUUGAAGCUUCUAAAGCUGUAGUAGACGAGGCAGAUUCAGCAAAGUUGAACGCUGUAGCAUUGACCUGCUACCUUAACAUUGCUGCUUGCAAACUGAAACUGUCAGAGUGGCAAGAUGUAAUUGAAAACUGUACUAAGGCUCUGGCCAUAGAUCCUGCAAAUACUAAAGCACUUUACAGAAGGGCUCAAGCUUGGGAAGGAACAAAAGAUUAUGAUCAGGCAUUGGCUGAGCUUCAGAAGGCUCAAGGUGUAGCACCUCAAGACAAAGCUAUCCAAAUGGAAGUACAGAAAAUUAAGCAGAAGAUAAAGAAGGAGAAGGAAAAAGAGAAGGCAGCUUAUGCAAAGAUGUUUGCUUAAGUCAAGAUAGCUUUUUCUUCUUAACUUGUGCACUGAUAAAGGCAGGGUUAGUAUAAGUAGUAGUGACAAUGUGUUAUUGACUGUCACCAAUACUGAUGCUGUUUCAUGUGUUUACAUCUUGGAUUUUCUUGAGGUUGCAUAUAAACUCAAACAUCUUUCAUUAUCAAGUUAAAUAGUAAGAUAUUUAACAGUAGUAGCAUUUUAACCUAAAAAGUAUAUGAAAAAUGACUUAGUAAAGCUUCAGAAUGAUCAAGUACAAACAAUUUGAACAAAGUUUGGUAACAUACCCAAAGUUUAACUUCAGCAGGCUAUUUCUACCCCUUUUAGUCCCCACCUAUAACUCAUUACUGAAAAUUCAAAUGCUGUUAAAGUGGUGUUGAAGAAAUAAACUGAAUUUGUAAUCAU
This is a messenger RNA of Rhineura floridana, 1652 nucleotides long. RefSeq names its product peptidylprolyl isomerase D (gene PPID). The coding region runs from base 135 to 1247 and encodes 370 amino acids. Gene Ontology annotation, molecular function: protein binding; peptidyl-prolyl cis-trans isomerase activity. The record is from RefSeq and is a predicted model, not a curated record. Gene Ontology annotation, biological process: protein folding; protein peptidyl-prolyl isomerization. NCBI's taxonomy places the organism in Eukaryota, Metazoa, Chordata, Lepidosauria, Squamata, Rhineuridae. The transcript is spliced from 10 exons.